Molecule: messenger RNA, 815 nt
Organism: Equus quagga
Lineage: Eukaryota; Metazoa; Chordata; Mammalia; Perissodactyla; Equidae
Gene: BANF1
Product: BAF nuclear assembly factor 1
Exons: 3
Coding region: 169-438 (89 amino acids)
Molecular function (GO): DNA binding
Source: RefSeq, a predicted model, not a curated record
UGGCUCUAGGCGGCUAGAAGUGCCCAAUUUAGGUUUUUAAGGUGGCUCUUGAGGCGACCCGGAAGCGGAAGUGGAGGAAAGUUCUAGUGGGUUGAGGAGCGGCGGGAGCAGGCGGCUGGCGGGAGGAGCCGUUAGGGGAACCGGAGCCGUGGGUUUAGCCUGAUCAAGAUGACAACGUCUCAAAAGCACCGAGACUUCGUGGCCGAACCCAUGGGGGAAAAGCCAGUGGGGAGCCUGGCCGGGAUUGGUGAAGUCCUGGGCAAGAAGCUGGAGGAAAGGGGCUUUGACAAGGCCUAUGUGGUUCUUGGCCAGUUUCUGGUGCUAAAGAAAGAUGAAGACCUCUUCCGGGAAUGGCUGAAGGACACGUGUGGCGCCAACGCCAAGCAGUCCCGGGACUGCUUUGGGUGCCUGCGAGAGUGGUGUGACGCCUUCUUGUGAUGCUCUCCGGGGAGCCCCCAAACCCCAGCCCCAACGUUGAGUCUCCAGAGUUUGCAGCCGAGUGGGGACUCCCCCCCCCGCGUCCUCUACAAAGGAAAAGAUUGCUGUUGCGUACUCACUUCCGAUGUACUCGAGUCUUUUGGGAGUUCUCUCCCUUCACCGUUUCGACUUUUUUGGAAUUUUUGCUCUUGCAUGCAUCUCCCUUCUCCUUCCCCUGCCAGUUUCAUGUCGAUGACUAGCUUUUCUGAGUGGAUUCCUAGCCCCUUGCCUCACUCCCACCCUCGCCUCUGGUCUGUUUUAUGCCAUUUGGCUCCCUUUUUGGCAGACAGUCCCUGUCCUUGUAGAGUUUUUUAAAUCAAUAAAGUCAGUGGCCUUCA